This is a messenger RNA of Gaeumannomyces tritici R3-111a-1, 1613 nucleotides long. Its product is annotated as laccase-1. The record is from RefSeq and is a predicted model, not a curated record. Bases 129 to 1613 code for a protein of 494 amino acids. The transcript is spliced from 3 exons. Gene Ontology annotation, molecular function: oxidoreductase activity; copper ion binding. NCBI's taxonomy places the organism in Eukaryota, Fungi, Ascomycota, Sordariomycetes, Magnaporthales, Magnaporthaceae.
UUCGCUAGGCUUUGCCGCUUGCCCUCCCACUCCUCGUCGCAGGGCUCGAUGAUGUCGGAGAUGCGCCAAGACGAUACAAGUACACCAUCACCUGGGACAAGGGGUCUCCUGAUGGUUUCAAGCGAGAGAUGGCUUUCGUCGACGGGCAGUUCCCGGGUCCCCUAAUUGAAGCCAACCAGGGCGACAAUGUCGAGGUCGUGGUGACGAACGGCAUGCCCAUGAACACCACAAUACAUUUCCAUGGCAUCACGCAAAUCGGAACACCAUGGUCGGAUGGCGUCCCCGGCUUGACGCAGCGUUACAUCCAGCCGGGAAAGAGUUUUACCCACAAGUGGAAGGCGGAUCAGUAUGGGAGCUACUGGUAUCACGCCCACUCCCGCGGCCAGAUCGACGACGGCCUUUACGGCCCCAUCCUGAUCAACGGCAAGGGCCAAGAGAACUGCUGGUCGUGCACCAAGAUCAACCAGCUUACAACAGGAAUCCAGCGCGUCUUUUUGCAGCGUGACGGAGAUAACCAGUUGACGGACAAGGGAUGCCUCCCCGCCCGGUCGGUGGCGGCAGGUCUCUCUCCCGGUCUGCAGGUCAACCUGUCCGCCAUUCCAGCAGACAUUUUCGACAAUUGCAAGCCGACAAAUGGCGAGCUGGCAGUCAUCCAGGUGACUCAGGAUCCUACCGGCAUUGUCUCCAUCGACGAGCAUCCCAUGUACGUGUACGCUGUGGACGGAGGAUACAUUCAGCCGCAGCUCGUCCAGGCCAUCAGCGUUGCCAACGGCGACCGCUACUCGGUUCUGAUCAAGGCAGACCGCGCUGGGGACUUUGCAAUCCGCGUCGCGUCUGCCGCCAUGCCGCAGCUGAUGUCGGGCAUGGCCACCAUGCGCGUCCAAGCCGCCAACAGCAGCAGUCCGACGCGCGUGGUUACCCGGGGCGAUGACUAUGGGGAUGAUGAAGAUGGCGGCGAGACAGGCGGCAAGCAAAAGCUCAGGAUACAACAGGCGCCGCCAGUUCCGGCUCCGACGCAGCCGGCAGUGUCGCCCACCUCUACGCCGUACAUCAACGACGCGGGCGCCGCAGCCUCGCGCAACACGUUCAAGCUCAGCAUGCGGCACGACGGAGCAGCAUACAAAUGGGCUCUCAACGGCACCAUCUACCCGGCCUCGGCCGACGAAGCGCCGACGCCCAUCCUGUUCGGGCCGCCGCAAACCAAGGACGAGAACGACGUGACCAUCUCGACGCAGAACAACACGUGGAUCGACCUCGUCUUCGAGUCGGCCAUCUUCCCCAUGCCGCCGCACCCCGUCCACAAGCACGGCACGCACAUGUACCUGAUCGGCCAGGGUCAGGGCAACUUUACGUGGAAUUCGGUCGCCAAGGCCGCCCCGGCCCGCCCCCAGAGCUUCAACCUGCAGAACCCGCCCAAGCGCGAUACCUUCCAGAGCCUGGUUGCCGUCGGCCAGCCCGCCUGGAUCGCCGUCCGCUACCACUCGUCCGAUCCGGGGCCGUGGCUGAUGCACUGCCACAUCCAGGCCCAUCUCGAAGGUGGCAUGGCCAUGGUAAUCCAGGACGGUGUCGACGCUUGGCCGCAGGUGCCGUCCGAGUAUCUCGAGAUGUCCUGA